Musa acuminata AAA Group (dessert banana) is the source of this 2609-nucleotide messenger RNA. Its product is annotated as probable serine/threonine-protein kinase PBL16. Lineage: Eukaryota; Viridiplantae; Streptophyta; Magnoliopsida; Zingiberales; Musaceae. Gene Ontology annotation, molecular function: protein kinase activity; ATP binding. Gene Ontology annotation, biological process: protein phosphorylation. The record is from RefSeq and is a predicted model, not a curated record. Bases 937 to 2040 code for a protein of 367 amino acids. The transcript is spliced from 8 exons.
ACUACACAUACGGGCCCUCUCCUCCGACCGACCUCACUCCCCGCCCCCUUUGUUCCUCGACUCCCCUCUCCACGAAAACCGCCUGCGAUUGGCCUGGAAAGGUUCCCCUGUAACGCUAAUUCGUCGCGGGAAACCCCUUUGUCGCCUUUCUCCGACCGGGGCUUCAGUUCCUCGCCGCCCUCUCGAGCCAUCGACUCUGAUGGGUUUCUCCGCCGGAGUCCAGUAUCGCCUCCUCUCCCAUCGAGACGGUGCGUCGGGAGGGUCCAGGCCGUGAGCCCGGAGAAGGGGGAAGGAGCGGCACGGGAAUAGAGCGGGAGGAGUAGUACUAUAUCGCUCGCUUUCGGGAUCUGAGAACUGGGAGUGCAUUGGUGAUAAAGCCGUCACGGCGAAUAUGUUACACCUUCCGAAAGGCAAAGACGAGACCAGAGGGGCGCCAGAUUUGACUCGUCAAACUUUGACCACACCAUCGGACUUUCUCGUCUGCAUCGUUGUCGAAUCCAUUGGAAAGGCUUGGAGAAGAGUUGGGUCUCUCUUUAUUCGUCGUGGAAGGCGGAGGAGGCUUCAGGGUCUUUUCUGGUGAAGGGGUAUGGAUAAGUUUCUUGCUGACCAUGUCGUCGUCAUCGUCGUCCCCACGCACCAUCAAACGCCUAUGUAGUUCGAGCUGCACCUCCUUCGGCCGCUGCAGGAGUGCCAUGCAUGCAAGUGCUUGGGCCACCGUACCCAACUUCAAGUUGCAUGUACCAAGGAUGGUAGUCCAACCCACUCUUCUCCACCUCCCUGCAAGAUAGACAUGCUUUGCCAAGCGGAGGAACUUCGCGUUAGAGCAGCAGCUGUUUUGUCUUCCAGUUUUGGAGCGAGUUCUUAACGAGAAUCUCGCCUUCUCUCUCAUAUGUCGCUGGUAACAUUGUGCUGAUCGGUUUGGAGUUGGAGGUCGUUAUGGGUAAUUGCUCGUUUAGAGGGAAACCAUCCAUCUACAGAGCUUCAUCCGAUGGGAGAUCAGGAUCUCCAGAAGUUGAGAAUCCAUUGGUGAAAGAAGAGGAAAAGGAGGGUACAAAAUUGCCAUCAAACCCAGAAGAAGUGGAGGACUUGCGACGGGACACAGCAAUGAACCCCCUUGUUGUCUUCUCUUUCAGUGAACUCAAGAAAAUCACAGGGAAUUUUAAGCAGGACAACAUUUUGGGCAUCGGCGGAUUUGGUAGUGUAUACAAGGGUGUCAUCACUGAAGAACCUAGGGAGGGGCUUCAACCUCUUCAAGUAGCUGUGAAGGUCCAUGAUGGUGAUAAUAGCUACCAAGGUCACAGAGAAUGGCUGGCUGAGGUCAUAUUCCUCGGGCAGCUUUCUCAUCCAAAUUUGGUCAAAUUGAUUGGUUAUUGCUGCGAAGACGAGCAUCGAGUCCUGGUGUAUGAGUUAAUGGAUCGGGGCAGUGUGGAAUUCAAUCUCUUCUCAAGAGUAGAAGUGCCCCUUCCGUGGUCGAUUAGAAUGAGAAUUGCGUUAGGUGCAGCAAAAGGGCUUGCUUUGCUCCAUGACACUGAAAAGCCAGUUAUAUACCGUGAUUUUAAAACUUCCAACAUUUUGCUAGAUCAGGAGUAUCAUGCAAAACUGUCUGAUUUUGGACUUGCAAAAGAUGGACCAGUAGGUGAUAAGUCUCAUGUUACUACCCGAAUAAUGGGAACUUACGGAUACGCAGCACCAGAGUAUAUCAUGACAGGGCAUUUGACCACCAUGAGUGAUGUUUACAGCUUCGGUAUGGUCCUCCUUGAGCUCCUCACCGGAAGGAAAUCACUGGACAAGUCUCGUCCUGUGCGAGAGCAGAUGCUUGCUGACUGGGCUGCACCAUUGCUUAUACACAAGAAGAAAGUGUUGGGGAUCGUAGACCCCAGGUUGAGUGGAAAUUGUCCAGAUAAAGCCGUUCAAAAGAUAGCCAUGCUAGCUCACUACUGCCUCAACCGCAAUCCAAAGGCGAGGCCUCUUAUGAGAGACAUUGUCUGCUACUUAGAACCUCUUCAGAUAGCUGUGGAUGUCCCAGGCAUAGUGGCAUAGAUGAUUCAACUAGCAGCUCUAUGAGAUGAAAGUAUCGAACCAGAGUUUACACUGGUCUCUGAUGGUGCCAAUAUUGAGAGUAGUAGUAGCGGCGGACAAAGACAUUAAUUUCAGAGAUGAAUUCUUGACCAAUGUCUCAGAAAAAUGUCAAUUUUCUUCUGUCCAACCGUCAUUAAGUUUGAAUUGUUUACCACAAUCCAGUGGAAAAGCACUAAAUUAUGGUUUGAAUAUUAAUCGAAUAGUAUCUGCCAACGGCAAAGCAUGUUGAGUAGAAUUUUCGCAACAAGAAGGUAAAAUUUUGGGUUUGAGCUUCUUAACCAUGCACAAGUUUGAAGCUGGUCAGUCUUAACUAGGUUUUCACUUCACCAAAGCCAAACAUCACAAGUUGUCUCUCCACCAAGCUUACAAGUUGACCUUUACCAGAACUGCUUCUGCUAUCAUAUCAGAAUGAAAAGUUUGUUUCCAUGUAGUUCAAGAUCUUUGUAACAGAAGAAGUGAAGAACUAUUUACUUCAGUGUGAUUUGAUCUUCUCUCUUCAGAAAUCCUAUCCUGAUUAGUUGUACUUUCUA